AUGGGCAAAGGAUAUAGCUCCCCAAGGAUAACACACGUCUUCGUGACAAACAUCACCCUAGUCGACCCAGCUGAGUCACGUCAGCAAGAAGAAUACUCGCGACUACAAACUCGCCUUCAACGUCCCGUCGCAUCGGGGGAUACAUCACAUCCUCGACAGAGAUUGCUCACAGCUCUCCAUGCCUUCCAUCGCUACAAAGAGCGCAAUCUAGCCGAGACGAAGCGAUGGCGGGAUUGGUAUAAGAAAAUCCCUAAGAAACAGCGCUCGAUCGUCGAAUCCACGAUUAAAUAUACCCGUAAACUGAAUACAGUGGACCACCUUUUCGAGACAAACGAGAAAUUAGCACAUGAGAUUGUCAAGCAUGGGAUGCAAUUCUAUAACAUUACCCAAACUGAAUUGGACAAAUUCAUCAAGGAGAAUGAGAAGCAGGGGGUCAAUACCGACAAAACGAGUGUCUCGCAGGCGAUGAAGCAUUUCGUGCGCGAUUGGGCCGAUGAAGGGUACGACGAGAGACAGGACGCAUUCCCGUGCAUUUUGGGUACUCUUGCGAAUAUGUCGAGAAAUCUCGAGCAACCGUUGCGGGUGUUACUACCCGGUGCAGGACUGGGACGAUUAGCAAAUGAGGUUAAUGCAUUAAGUGGCUUCGAGGUGACCAUGAACGAAUGGUCCAUGUACAUGAACCUCGCGUAUCGAUAUCUAUCCAGCCUGUCCAGCGCCAACAGCAAGACUUUCCAUCCGUACAUCGACUGGUGGUCACACCAGGCGACAACUAGUGAUCUGCAGCGUUCCGUCUCGUUUCCAGAUACAUUGGCUAGUCCCUCAGUCCUCCUGGUAGAAGGCGACUUUACUACGGUAUUUGCAGAAGAGACGGGGAAGUAUGAUGUGAUAGUCACGCUGUUCUUCAUCGAUACUGCGCGGAACUUGGUUUCUUACUUUGAGAAUAUCCAUCGACUACUCCGCCCCGGGGGCCAGUGGAUCAACCUGGGUCCGUUGCUAUACGGAAGUGCGCCCUUUUUGCAGCUGUCGCUGGAUGAGAUUGUGGCCUUAUCCGAGCACAUUGGGUUUACGUUCCAGGAGACGGACGCAUCUUGCGGAGAUAUAACAGUCCCUGGGAUGACAGUUCGUGGUAAGGAAGUGGCCUACGCCCAGAAUGGGAAGGGACUGAGCAAGAAUGCAUAUCAGGCGCAGUUUUGGGUUGCUCGGAAAAAUUCAAUGUAG
Messenger RNA from Aspergillus nomiae NRRL 13137, 1218 nucleotides. RefSeq lists its product as uncharacterized. NCBI's taxonomy places the organism in Eukaryota, Fungi, Ascomycota, Eurotiomycetes, Eurotiales, Aspergillaceae. The record is from RefSeq and is a predicted model, not a curated record. The transcript is spliced from 4 exons. Bases 1 to 1218 code for a protein of 405 amino acids. Gene Ontology annotation, molecular function: S-adenosylmethionine-dependent methyltransferase activity.